Messenger RNA from Lontra canadensis (Northern American river otter), 2013 nucleotides. It is a transcript of the gene SCG3, whose product is annotated as secretogranin III. NCBI's taxonomy places the organism in Eukaryota, Metazoa, Chordata, Mammalia, Carnivora, Mustelidae. The record is from RefSeq and is a predicted model, not a curated record. The transcript has 13 exons. Bases 31 to 1551 code for a protein of 506 amino acids. Gene Ontology annotation, cellular component: secretory granule membrane. Gene Ontology annotation, biological process: protein localization to secretory granule.
GGGGGAGUUUCACAAUGAAACUGACUCUUGAUGCUUACUUAUCCCAGACUGAUGAGGACAUCCACGCUUGGGGGAACAGCCACUGCUCUGGGAGUCCGGCGCCAGGCUGUUUCUGAAGCCAAGCGUGGAAGAAUGGGGUUCCUUUGGACGGGCACUUGGAUCCUGGUGUUGGUGCUCCAAAGCAGCCCAAUUCAAGCUUUUCCCAAGCCGGGAGGCAGUCAAGAAAAACCCCUACAUAAUAGAGAAUUAAGUGCAGAAAGACCUUUGAAUGAACAGAUUGCUGAAGCAGAAGCAGACAAGAUUAAAAAAACAUACCCUCCAGAAAACAAGCCAGGUGAAAGCAAUUAUUCCUUUGUUGAUAACUUGAACCUGCUAAAAGCAAUAACAGAAAAGGAAAAAACUGAGAAAGAAAGACAAUCCAUUAGAAGCUCCCCAUAUGAUAAUAAAUUAAAUGUGGAAGACGCUGAUUCAACCAAGAAUCGAAGACUGAUUGAUGAUUAUGAUUCUACUAAGAGUGGACUGAAUCAUAAAUUUCAAGAUGAUCCAGACGGCCUUCAUCAACUAGAUGGAACUCCUUUAACUGCUGAAGACAUCGUCCAGAAAAUUGCUACCAGGAUUUAUGAAGAAAAUGACAGAGGAGUAUUUGAUAAGAUUGUUUCUAAACUACUGAAUCUUGGCCUCAUCACAGAAAGCCAGGCACACACACUAGAAGAUGAAGUAGCAGAGGUUUUACAGAAAUUGAUCUCAAAGGAAGCCAACACUUAUGAGGAGGAACCCAAUAAACCGACAAGCGUGACUGAAAGUCAGGCUGGAAAAAUACCAGAGAAAGUGACAAUGGAGACUCCAAUGGCAACAAUUCAAGAUGGUUUUACUAAUGGACAAAAUGAUGAAACAGUAUCUAAUACCUUAACCUUGACAAAUGGCUUGGAAAGGAGAACUAAAAUCUACAAUGAAGACAACUUUGAGGAACUCCAAUAUUUCCCAAACUUCUAUGCACUACUGAAAAGUAUUGAUUCAGAAAAAGAGGCAAAAGAGAAAGAAACACUGAUUACUAUCAUGAAGACAUUGAUUGACUUUGUGAAGAUGAUGGUAAAGUAUGGCACAAUAUCUCCAGAAGAAGGUGUUUCCUAUCUUGAAAACUUGGAUGAAACUAUUGCUCUUCAGACCAAGAACAAGCUAGAAAAAAAUGUUACUGACAAUAAAAGCAAACUUUUCCCAGCACCAUCAGAAAAGAGUCAUGAAGAAACAGAUAGCACCAAGGAAGAAGCAGCUAAGAUGGAAAAAGAAUAUGGAACAUUGAAAGAUUCCACGAAAGAUGAUAACCCAAGAGGAAAGACAGAUGAGCCAAAAGGGAAAACAGAAGCCUAUUUGGAAGCCAUAAGAAAAAAUAUUGAAUGGUUGAAGAAACACAACAAAAAAGGAAAUAAAGAAGAUUAUGACCUUUCAAAGAUGAGGGACUUCAUCAACCAACAAGCUGAUGCUUAUGUGGAGAAAGGCAUCCUUGAUGAAGAAGAAGCCGAUGCCAUCAAGCGUAUCUACAGCAGCCUGUAGAAGUGGCAGAAGAUCUGGGAGUCUUUAGACUGUCCCAGCAAACAUAGCUUAAAACACUUCUAAUUCUGUCAUUAAAGUUAUUUGACCCAAGGAUUAUUAGAAAGUGGUGAAAUUGCAGUAGUUAACCUUUUAGAAGUGGUUCAACAUAGCUUUCUUGCCAUAAAAACUGUCUGAAAAGUAAAGUUGUAUGUAAGCUGCGAUUUUGUAUAUAGAAUCCUCAUUUCCUUAUAGAUUUACAUUUUAUAAUCAGAGAUAUGUGGCUUCGGAAAGCCUGUCAUGGACAGAACUUAAAAUUGAAGCUUCUUCCCGCUGUGUCACACCCACAGGCACCCCCCGCAAAGAAUUAGGGGGUUCUGUUUUUAAGGCGUGCUGGGUACCAAAGCACCUCCUAGACUCUGUCUGUUACAAGAUGUCAUUUCCAGUUCCCUUCUGGGAGUUAAAAUAAAUUAACAUUACCUCCAA